Ilex paraguariensis (yerba mate) is the source of this 1428-nucleotide messenger RNA. Lineage: Eukaryota; Viridiplantae; Streptophyta; Magnoliopsida; Aquifoliales; Aquifoliaceae. The record is from the annotation of a GenBank genome assembly.
AUGCAUUCGAAUCACUUACUCCUCGAAGAACCUAUACGCAUGGCUUCAAUUCUCCAGCCUUCGAAGCCUAGUUUCUUUCCGGCAAUGACGAAGAUUGUUGGAACGCUUGGCCCGAAAUCGAGAUCCGUGGAGGUUAUUUCUAGCUGCCUCAAAGCUGGAAUGUCUGUGGCUCGCUUUGAUUUUUCGUGGGGUGACCCCCAAUUUCACCAAGGGUCAUUGGAAAAUUUAAAGACGGCCAUCAAGGGUACAAAGAAGCUGUGUGCAGUAAUGUUGGACACUGUGGGUCCAGAGUUACAAGUUGUAAACAAAUCCAAGCAUCCCAUUUCCCUUCAGGCUGAUUCUUUUGUUGUUCUAACACCAGAUCAACAAAGAGAAGCUACUUCGGAUCAAUUGCCGAUCAAUUUUAGUGAUCUAUCAAAGGCGGUAAAGACGGGAGACACUAUUUUCAUUGGACAGUAUUUGUUUACAGGAAAAGAAACAACUUCUGUCUGGUUGGAGGUAAAAGAGGUGAAAGGGGAGGAUGUGGUGUGUCUCAUAAAGAAUUCCGCCACCUUGGAUGAGUCAUUGUACACAUUACAUGUCUCUCAAAUUCCCAUUGAUCUGCCCACCCUCACGGAUAAAGAUAAGGAGGUUAUAAGCACUUGGGGUGUUCAAAACAAUGUGGACUUCCUUUCACUGUCAUCUACCAGAAGUGCAGAAGAUGUUCGGCGUGCUCGCGAAUAUCUUUCUGAAUUGGGUAACCUCAAAGAAACUCAAAUUUUUGCCAAGAUUGAAAAUGUAGAGGGAUUAAAACAUUUCGACGAGAUACUACAAGAAGCAGAUGGUAUUAUCCUCGCUCGUGGAAAUCUAGGGAUAGAUCUCCCAGCAGAGAAGGUAUUUUUAUUUCAAAAGGCAGCUGUGUACAAGUGCAACAUGGCUGGAAAGCCAGCUGUAGUGACUCGUGUUGUGGACAGUAUGACCGACAACCUAAGACCCACUCGUGCUGAGGCCACUGAUGUUGCAAAUGCUGUGUUGGAUGGCUGUGAUGCUAUUCUUCUAGGUGCAGAAACCCUUCGAGGCUUGUACCCUGUUGAGACUAUCUCCGUUGUUGGUAAAAUUUGUGCUGAGGCGGAGAAGGUCUACAACCAAGACCUUUAUUUUAAGAGGGCUGUCAAAUAUGUUGGAGAACCGAUGACAUACCUAGAAGCAAUUACUUCCUCUGCGGUACGCGCUGCCAUCAAGGUGAAGGCAUCUGUUAUCAUUUGCUUCACUUCAUCAGGAAGAGCUGCAAGAUUAAUUGCCAAGUAUAGGCCAACAAUGCCUGUGAUAUCAGUUGUCAUUCCUCAGAUCAAGUCAAAUCAAAUCCGAUGGACAGUUAGUGGUGCUUUUCAGGGGCAAGGGAAGGGAGGUGGGGGCAGAUUCGGCAGAAGAAACCUUCUUUCAACUUAA